UUUGGGUAAAGGCGCGUUUAGCAAAUCCGAAGGCCCAGCCCAUACAAAGACCCAGUUUAUUAAUAUAUACGCCCGAGGGUUUUCAUUUAGGGUUUCCAGAGCAAACCGAAGCAGCUGCGCAAAUGGGUCCAAAGAAGGGUGGAAAAGCUCCAGUUGCUGCUUCUAAGAAGAAGCCGGAGAAGGUGGUGAACCCACUUUUCGAGAAGCGGCCGAAGCAGUUUGGGAUCGGAGGGGCGUUGCCACCCAAGAGGGAUCUGACCCGUUUCGUUAAAUGGCCCAAGGCUGUUCAGAUUCAGAGGAAGAAAAGGAUCCUCAAGCAGAGGUUGAAGGUUCCUCCAGCUCUGAACCAGUUCACCAAGACCCUCGACAAAAACCUCGCUACAAGUCUGUUCAAGAUGCUUUUGAAGUACAGGCCUGAGGACAAAGCAGAGAAGAAGGAGCGUCUUUUGAAAAGGGCACAGGCAGAAACUGAAGGAAAAACUGUUGAAGCCAAGAAGCCUAUUGUUGUGAAAUAUGGUCUCAACCAUGUCACCUACCUCAUUGAGCAGAAUAAGGCUCAACUAGUAGUUAUUGCUCAUGAUGUGGAUCCGAUAGAGUUGGUUGUCUGGCUCCCUGCCUUGUGCAGGAAGAUGGAAAUCCCUUACUGCAUUGUGAAGGGCAAAGCACGCUUGGGAGCGAUCGUCCAUAAGAAAACUGCUUCGGUUUUGUGCCUGACAACGGUCAAGAAUGAAGAUAAGAUGGAGUUCAGCAAGGUUUUGGAAGCAAUAAAGGCUAACUUCAAUGACAAGUAUGAGGAAUACAGGAAAAAGUGGGGUGGUGGCAUCAUGGGUUCCAAAUCCCAGGCCAAAACUAAGGCAAAGGAAAGGCUCCUCGCAAAAGAAGCCGCCCAAAGAAUGACUUAAUUUUCGUUCUCCGUGUAUUUUGUUUCACUUAGAUUAUGCUACUAGAAUUUUGUGAUUGUUAAAGUUUAUUCAUAUCAACAACAGAGGUUUUGUUUCCCUUUUUUAAAUGCAGCUUUUGUUUUAAACAAAAUCAGUUAAUUGCGUUCAACCUCUGAUGUUCGUGUUUAGACUGAAUGGACAUGUUUUGGCCA
Rosa rugosa (rugosa rose) is the source of this 1093-nucleotide messenger RNA. RefSeq names its product large ribosomal subunit protein eL8y. Gene Ontology annotation, biological process: ribosome biogenesis. Bases 123 to 902 code for a protein of 259 amino acids. NCBI's taxonomy places the organism in Eukaryota, Viridiplantae, Streptophyta, Magnoliopsida, Rosales, Rosaceae. Gene Ontology annotation, cellular component: ribonucleoprotein complex. The transcript has 6 exons. The record is from RefSeq and is a predicted model, not a curated record.